Messenger RNA from Penicillium taxi, 840 nucleotides. Its product is annotated as GPI anchored serine-threonine rich protein. The record is from RefSeq and is a predicted model, not a curated record. The transcript has a single exon. The coding region runs from base 1 to 840 and encodes 279 amino acids. NCBI's taxonomy places the organism in Eukaryota, Fungi, Ascomycota, Eurotiomycetes, Eurotiales, Aspergillaceae.
AUGCAUUUCUCUGCUGCCGUCGUUUCCACCUUCGCGGCUCUUGCUGCUGCCUACACCACUCCCGACUACUCCAAGGACCCCAGCGGUAACGCCAUCUACACCCCUACUCUGGGUGAACUCGUUCCUGAGGGUAAGGCCUUCGACAUCACCUGGGACCCUACUCUCGGUGACAAGGUCUCUCUGGUCCUCCUCCGCGGUCCCAGCUCCAACGUUGUGCCCCUCGAGACCAUUGUCGAGGAUAUUGACAACACCGGUUCCUACACCUGGACCCCCAGCACCUCCCUGGAAACCGACACCACCCACUACGGUAUCCUUCUCGUUGUCGAGGGCACCGGUGCCUACCAGUGGUCCGUCCAGUUCGGUAUCUCCAACGAGGAUGGCACCGUCGACUCCACCUCCACCGCUGUCUCCUCUGUCGCUGCCUCCACCACCGCUGCUUCCACUACCGCUUCCCCUUCUGCCACCGGUGAGACCUACGUGACCGUCAUUGACAAUGUGACCACCACCAUCUGCCCCGUUGCCGAGUCUGCCUCCGCUGCCAGUACUUCCGCCGCCGCUGUCACCUCCGCUGCUGUUUCUUACUCUACCGUCAUCCCCACCUGGGUUGAGACUACCACCAUCUGCCCCAACUCCAAGUGCGGCGCUGCCACCGCUGCCCCCGUUGUCUCCCCCUCCAGCAUCCCCAGCCAGUACACUCUGGUCAGCUCCGCCGCCGCUGUCAGCUCCACUCCUCUGACCGCUCCAUCCGCUACCUCCACCCCCGUGUUCAACGGUGCCGGUCGCAACGCCAUCAGCUUCGGUGCUAUCGUUGCCGCUCUCGCCGCUGUCAUGUUCAUCUAA